Triplophysa rosa is the source of this 3066-nucleotide messenger RNA. RefSeq names its product WD repeat and SOCS box containing 1 (gene wsb1). Lineage: Eukaryota; Metazoa; Chordata; Actinopteri; Cypriniformes; Nemacheilidae. The transcript has 9 exons. The record is from RefSeq and is a predicted model, not a curated record. The coding region runs from base 325 to 1596 and encodes 423 amino acids. Gene Ontology annotation, molecular function: protein binding. Gene Ontology annotation, biological process: intracellular signal transduction.
UCGAAUCGUUAGGACGCUAGCGGCCAUUACGCUGUAUUCAAGCAGAGAGCAACGUGUUUUGACGAGCUACAUCAUUUUCGCUUUUUGUCCAUUAAACGCAUUUGUACCUUACGUAAUUACGUCUUGGGGAUAUUUAACAGGCGUGUUCAAUUGCCACAUAUGUAAAUAUUUUGCAUUGAGUCGGCGUGAGGCGGUCCGCAUCUCCAGGCAUCUGAUUCUCAACGUCGCUCGAAGCCUUUGCACCGUCCGUUUCGCGAAUUUAUUUGCAGUUUUUUAUUUCGUUAACCAAGGAGACGUCGGUUUAACAUACCCGCUUCGAUUUAGAUGGCAAGCUUCCCAGAUUUUGUCAACGAAAAUGAAAUAGGUAAAGCUACGUUCAUCGGGGAACUCCUACCUCCUGUUGCUCCCUUCGACCAGAAGUCUGGACGGGAGACAUGGACUGUAGCUUUUGCACCUGAUGGUUCCUACUUUGCUUGGUCUCAGGGGCAUCGCAUUGUCAGGCUUGUACCAUGGAAGAAAUGCUUAGCCAGCUUUUCUGUAAGCAAGGAAGAUCAGCCAAGCAGCACAGGUCCUCGCCGGUUCUCCCGGCAAAACAGCGAGGGCAGUCUGCUACCAGGCGAGCCCAGAGAACACACCAUCGAUUGCGGUGACAUUGUGUGGGGUCUGGCCUUUGGUUCCUCCGUUCCUGAGAAGCAGAGCCGAUGCGUGAACAUCGAAUGGCAUCGCUUCAAGUUCGGCCAGGACCAGCUGCUUCUCGCCACUGGGCUCAACAAUGGGCGCAUCAAAAUCUGGGACGUCUAUACCGGAAAGCUUUUGUUGAACCUGAUGGACCACACAGACAUUGUGCGGGACUUGACAUUUGCCCCAGAUGGGAGUUUAAUGCUGGUUUCUGCCUCAAGAGACAAGACUCUACGUGUUUGGGACCUUAAAGAUGAUGGUAACAUGGUGAAAGUACUACGAGGCCAUCAAAACUGGGUCUACUGCAGUGCGUUUUCGCCCGAUUCGUCUGUCCUUUGUUCCGUGGGCGCAGGCAAAUCGGUGUUCCUGUGGAACAUGGAUAAGUACACGCUGAUCCGUAAGAUGGAAGGUCAUCAUAAUGACGUGGUUUCUUGCGAGUUCUCGCCCGACGGGGCCCUGCUGGCCACGGCGUCCUACGACACUCGAGUCAUAGUGUGGGACCCUCACACGGCCACCGUUCUGCUCGAGCUGGGGCAUCUCUUCCCUCCCCCCUCUCCCAUAUUCGCGGGUGGAGCAAAUGAUCGAUGGGUUCGCUCCGUUGCCUUUUGUCAUGAUGGUCGGCACAUUGCCAGCGUCACCGAUGACAGGCUGGUGCGGUUCUGGAGCAUAAGCGAGAAGAGUCCUCAAGCAGUCGCCCCUCUUACUAAUGGCCUCUGUUGUGCCUUUUCUACUGACGGGAGUGUCUUAUCUGCUGGGUCUCGUGAUGGCAGCGUGCACUUCUGGGCAUGCCCGCGUAGCGUGGCGAGCCUCCAGCACCUGUGCCGCAUGACCCUGCGGCGAGUCAUGCCCACCCAGCAGGUGUACACGCUGCCCAUUCCCUUCUCCAUGCAGGACUACCUGGCUUACAAGAUGCUGUAGCUUCAAAUGCACACCACGGCCCUCUGCGAAACCAAUAAAAAUAUUGUUUUCUGUAGAAAAAAGAAAAAUAAGGACAAAACAUUUUAAGAAGCCUUAAAAAUGCAUGUUUAUGCAGACCUUAAUUUAGUGUGUAGGCAGUGUUUUGUGUUUAUUUAUUUUUUCCAAAGUUUACUUCUCCCAGUUUUGUUAAUGUUGGGGUUAUUUUCACAAGCUUUUGGGCGUCCCACAUCAGUUAGCGGCCUUUAAACAGCUUUAACAUAUCAAUGGACCACAUUUUUGUUAUCAUUAUUAUUAUACUAUUUUUGUGAGAUUUCACUUUUCCUGGCACAACUACUUGUAUUAGCUCCUUAGAGUUUGUGUAUGAUUGUGCUUUCUCAAGAGUUCAGGAAACACCUGAGCUGAAGUGUCAUGUGAUGGGGGGUUAUCUCCCGAAAAUUUGCAGUGUUUUUAUUUUCUAUGCCGGCUGUGAGAAGGUUUGAAGGGAAGAUGAAAUAAUGUGAAUAUGUACGUGUGUGUGUGUGUGUGUGAGAGAGAGGGAGUAAGAGGAUUGUGUGGUGUGGUUCCUGCAGUAGGGCUGAGUUUGGUAGUUCAGGGACACAGGCAGUGCCUCCCCUUUACGUGCCUCUUAAGAAGUCUAACUUCCAUUGCAUCAAGUACGUAGUACAGACGCAAAUGCUGCCUCAAUAACAUCCUUCUGUUCAUCUCCACAGCUCCUGAAAACAACAGUAACACAUGGGCUGAUUUGUUUUCUCCGUAAAUUGUAUAUUUUUUACCUGUACAAAGAUUUGUAAAGGCACGUUUUGUUGAAUGUAUAUAUACGCAUAUAUUUGUAUAAAUAUGUUUGUAACUUCAGUUUUAUUCCUCCAUGCUUUUCAUCGAUCACUUAAAAGUGCGUGCUGUUUAUUGAUUGUUUAUGCAUGUGGCCCUACCUGGCGAAACUAGGUUAGAAAUGGUUAUUUUUAAGGAUGUGGGAAUCAGAAUGUGGCAUAUUCAUCUGGUCAUGCAGUCAAACUCGGCAAUAAAAUGUGUACAAAGCUGAUGCCAAAGAUCCUCUUGGGUUCUUAUUGAUGUUAAUGGUCUCUUUUUUCUUCCCUUUCCCACAUUUAUGGCCGAAACGUGAAAGUCUUAUGGAUGUCUGUUAUUCUCCUUGGGUGUAUGAAAAAUGCUGAUGUUACACAGAUUGGCUUGUCUUCACAGGCCUUUUCUUCUUAAGUAGAUGUAGAAAGGCUACGUAGAUGCACUUCUGUGUUCCAAACAAAACGUUAGCGUUGCAGUUAUUUGAGUAUGGUGGUAUUCGACUUCAAUCGUUAAGGUAUAUUAUAGAGAAAAUGCUUGGACAUUAGUUAAUAUCUUUAGAUAGAAUGGCUCAACUGUGCUCACCAGAAGCAUUUGAAUUUGUUUAGCAAGAAGGCGCUUCUUUUUGCUCUGGUUUUUUGUUUAUGAUUAUGAAAAUAAAAAUAUUUUGCAUCA